Leptopilina heterotoma is the source of this 1297-nucleotide messenger RNA. RefSeq names its product lipid storage droplets surface-binding protein 2-like. Gene Ontology annotation, biological process: lipid storage; positive regulation of triglyceride storage. NCBI's taxonomy places the organism in Eukaryota, Metazoa, Arthropoda, Insecta, Hymenoptera, Figitidae. Gene Ontology annotation, cellular component: cytosol; lipid droplet. The coding region runs from base 188 to 997 and encodes 269 amino acids. The transcript is spliced from 4 exons. The record is from RefSeq and is a predicted model, not a curated record.
AGAUAUGCACUUUCAUUGGUUAGUUUAAAUUCUCACCAGCGCGCAUGUGCCUCGAAUGUUUCGCGUGUUUUUAUCUGUUUGCAGUGAUCAUUUCGUAUUUAACCAAGCACUAUCAUUUUUGCAACAAUCAAACACACGUUUCCUCGAAUUUCUGACAACUUUCAUCUAAUUAAGUAAAGCCUUAAUAAUGACGACCGAUUCGCAGCGUUUGCCUCAAAUGGAAAUAUUUCAUCGGGUUCUCGAUCUGCCGACAAUUGAAUUUGCCCUUUCAAAAUCGGCAAGUACUUAUUCUCGGGUGAAAGAUUCGUAUCAAUUGUUAAAUUGGGCUCUAUCGACUGCUGAAUAUUCUCUAACGAGAGCAACAAAGCAAGCAGUGCCAAUUGCAGUUCCAAUCGCCAGGAAAUUUAAAACCCCAAUACACUUCGUUGACCACACUCUCUGUCUGGGUCUCAAUAAAAUCGAAGAAAAAGUGCCUUUGGUCAAGGAGCAACCCGAACAGAUUCUGGAAAAUGCGUACAUGCUAGCUUUGCAAACAAUGCAACCUGCGGUUUCGACAAUUUCACAUGCAAAUGACCUAAUUAUAUCGCAAGCCACAUCCCUGAAGGAAAUCAGUUGGAACAAAGUUAAUCAAAUUUUAAGCACACAUUAUGGAUCCGUUGCUGUGCAGAGCAUUGACAGUACUGCAAUUAUUGUCGAUAAACUUAUUGACAGAUAUUUCCCUCCCAUUGAGGAAGAACAAAUUUCCGAAUCAAUUAUCGCUGAAGAUGACAAACUACUUCACACUCUACAAACAAUGGGACGAAUUUCAAACAAGGCGGCACGACGUGUUUAUGCAAAUGUGGUCUAUCAUUAUCGGACAUUGAAUAAAGAUACUUUAAAAGCCUAUGUUGGUAGUCUCGUGGAAUUUCUUCAUAUCACACGUUAUUUGCAUGGAAUCAACGGUAAAGUGCAAACAAUUAAAACGCCGCCAACGAAAUCGAAGGAGAAGACAAAUUAAUAAUUCAUCGCGUACAUUUUAUUUCUCUGCAAAUUUAGCAUUGAUAUUUAUAUUUAGUUUUCAUAUAAUUAUCAUUUGCUACGUCUUUAUACAUUUUUGCCUCAUUUUCACAGACACAAGGGACAGAAGACAAUCAAGAUUCAAUAGUAUCAUGAUUUAUGAUCGUAAUCGAUUGGAAUGUUUAGGUUAAAAAAUUUGUUUUUGUUAUAGGUUAAAAAGUUGAGGAAAAGAGAUUUUUAAAUAUAGUAUUUUAGAAUAUUAUAAAAAUUUUAUUAUAACGUCUCGCGACGGAUUAAUAUU